UCCUAACUCUGAACAGACGCUUAGUGAAGUUGUCUUCAGCCUCCUCUUCCUCAUCCUCUUCCUCUUCUUCCUGCAGCUGUGAGAUUUAGGAGCCCUUCUUCUUCAUCAUCAUCUUCCUCUUCCUCGUGAUGGCGAGCUUCGCUCUGCGAGGCGUCCUGCUGCUGCUCGGAGGGACGAGUCUCCUCGCCGUCGGCACGCCGCCCAGAAUCAGAGUGCGGCGCCAGAACAUGAAGGUUCGGAUCAACGCCACGGGCGACACCAUCGUGAUGACGUUUGUGCGUCCGAGUCCCGACGUGAAGCUGGAGGGAUAUAUUCUGGGAUACGGCAGCAGCGUCUUCUCCAAACAGUUCAUCCAGCUGCCGGAGAACGGACGGUCCUAUGAGACGGAGAUAGAUGCAGAACCCAAAUACCUGGUGGCCGUGCAGCCAAUCCCGGUCAACGACGUCAAGAAACACUGCACAGGGAAGGUGGACCUGGAGAAGCCUCUGCAGCUGGUGAUUGGCUCGGUGAGUCCGACGGCGGUGCUUCUGUCCUGGAGGAAGUCUCUGAAGACGCCGUACGGCCAGGACAUCAUGAACCAGUGUCUGGAGGACGGGUUCUAUACGGUCCGGUACCGCCAGCGGAACAAGAAGUGGACCUACCAGACGUGUCCGACCGGCGACACGGUGGUCGACCACCUGAAGCCCAACACGCCGUACGAGUUUGGUGUGCGCUCCAACACCGGCGGCCGCAGCGGCGCCUGGAGCAAACCGGUCAUCCACAGCACCAACAUGGCCGAUAAGAUCAAACAGAACCUGUAUAAUCCUGUCGUCAAGCCGCUGAACCCUCUGGUGUCUCGUGGCCUCUUCCCCCCCCGCCCCGCUCUUCACAACAAGACUCAACUCUCAACACCAAUCAGAACCUCCGGAGCUCCUCGCUCUCCUUAUGCGUCCCCUGCCAGCGGCCAGGAAACGUCCCCGCCUCGCGUCUCCCUCGACAGAGGAAACGCCGUAACUAACGACACCAAUCGACCAGCGGAUCCACUUCCUGUCUUCCCCCAACUCCUGCCCACCCAAGCCCCUCCCCCUCCUCCUCCCGCCAACCCCACCCCCCUCCCUAAAUUACUGUCCAAUGGCGGCUCACUUCCUGUGCAGACGGCGUCCAGUAAGGCGCCCGAGACACCACGUAACCCGGCUGCUGUCGGCCAAUCGCAGGACGGCUCGUCGCUGCUGAGGUCCGCUCUGGCCAAUGAGAGAGCCAGAACUAACAGCUUGGGUCAAAGCAGCAGAAAGGUGUCUCCACGACUACCGUCUCAGCCCUACAGCCCGUCUGCUACGGCGGUUGGCAGAUCUGUGAGGCCGGCGGCCAGAAACCCCUCCCCCCCCACGGGGAGGCUGAGGGUAAGCGGACAGCUACCCCGGGGCUUCUCCCCGCCUAAACCCGCCCUCUGGGCCCACCCUCAACUGGGGCUGCCGGUGCGCCCGUCUUUAACGAUCAACAAGAAGACAAACCAGGUGGCGAAACCGGGAGAAACUGCCGCAGACAAGGUGAACAACUUUAAGCAGACGGACCGGCUGGUGAUCCUGAAACCCAAAGUCCUGCCGCCGACCGCCAAGCCCCCCAAACCAGACAGGAAACACGCCACAACGGGAGCCCCCGCCACCGCCGCGAGUCGCCAGGAGACCUGGGAGGACUCUGAGCUCUUUAAAUCCCAGCCGGCAUCGGACGUCGACGCUCUGGGGAAGAAACGCUACGUUGCACCUCACGUGAUCUACCAAACGGGGAAGAAGCCAGACGAGCCGUGCUCCAUCACUUCCUCUCUGAGCUACUUCCCGGUGGACGGGCCGGCCGACGCCAACGUGACGGCCCCCCCGCGGGCCCCGCCCUCCAACCUCACCGUGGUAACGGUGGAGGGAUGCCCGUCCUUCGUCAUCCUGGACUGGGAGAAGACAGACAACGACACCACCGAGUAUGAGGUCAUCUCCACGGCGAAGGGGCCGGACGGCGAGAAGGUCUCCAUCCUGACCACCAACCAGACUCACACCACCGUGGAGAACCUCAAACCAGAGAGCAGUUAUGAGUUUAAAGUGAAGCCCAAGAACGAGCUCGGAGCUGGACCUCCUAGUGACCCAGUUACCUUCAACACAGAGUCAGCUGAUCCUCGAGUCAGUGAGAACGUUUCAGGUAAAGAUGCCAUCUGGACCCAGUUCCCCUUUAAGACGGACUCGUACUCCGACUGCCACGGGAAGCAGUACGUCAAGAGGACCUGGUACCGCAAGUUUGUUGGUGUUCAGCUCUGUAACUCUCUCCGUUACAAGAUCUACCUGAGUGAUUCUCUCAAUGGGAACUUCUACAACAUCGGGGACCAGACGGGCUUCGGAGAGGACCACUGUCAGUUCGUGGACUCCUUUCUGGACGGGAGGACGGGACGCCAGCUCAGAGCAGACCAGCUGCCCUCCAGACCUGGUUUCUACCGAGCGGUGCGCCAGGAGCCGGUCCACUUCGGUCAGAUCGGAGGCUCCUCCCACGUCAGCUACGUGGCGUGGUACGAGUGUGGGACGCCAAUCCCCGGGAAAUGGUGAACCAAUCAGCACGCUCCACGUUUCCUCCAGGAGAAGACACACAGAGUCUUUAAAGGGGAACUUCACCUGAUCCAACCGGGGGUUCAAUCCCCAUGUUUCUGAGUCUAAGAGACAGAUUAUUGUUCUUAGUGUGUGACAACAUUAUGGGAUGGAUCCCUACAGAGAUAGACCUUUUAGUUAAAGAGUAAGAUCCUUUUAGUUUAACAUCAAACAGCCCCGAAAUCACCAUCACCAAAC
This is a messenger RNA of Sander lucioperca (pikeperch), 2798 nucleotides long. Its product is annotated as target of Nesh-SH3-like. NCBI's taxonomy places the organism in Eukaryota, Metazoa, Chordata, Actinopteri, Perciformes, Percidae. The record is from RefSeq and is a predicted model, not a curated record. The transcript has 23 exons. Gene Ontology annotation, biological process: extracellular matrix organization; positive regulation of cell-substrate adhesion. The coding region runs from base 129 to 2561 and encodes 810 amino acids. Gene Ontology annotation, molecular function: protein binding.